Cylicocyclus nassatus is the source of this 537-nucleotide messenger RNA. NCBI's taxonomy places the organism in Eukaryota, Metazoa, Nematoda, Chromadorea, Rhabditida, Strongylidae. The record is from the annotation of a GenBank genome assembly.
CCUACAAACGCCAGUGACAUCAUUACUGCAAUUACUACCGUAACUUCUACGACCGCCGAUGCAACUGCUGCUGAAAUCACAACAGAAGCUUCUACAUCUUCAGCAAUAGAUGUUACGACUAAAGCAACGACUGAGGAUGAUGACUACAUUGAGCGACAUGCUGAUGACGAUAAGAGAUAUGUAGUACGACGGAGUAGUAAUAUCGCAUCUCUAGUGAUCGUGAUUGGAGCAUUAGUGUAUGCCACACUUUUACUGCUUGUUUUUCUGGUACUCACCAUAAGAAGACUGAGAAGAGCGACAAAACGCCGAAGACGCGUCAAAGGACCUCAUCCCCGAGCUGUGAAAGAAGAGAAAAAGAAGGGUGGUCUACCAAUAACUACCGACACGAACACAAGUGACACGACAGGAAUUACACACUCGAAUGAUGCCACAUUACAAGUGAGAAACAAACGAUGAAAGCUCAGAAAAUGUUAAGAUUUAUCAAUUUUUAAUGAUGUUCAUUGGUUUUUCGGUACCACAUAGCAACGUUUAUGGCUC